GGGGUGCGCCCCGCGGGCGGCGGGCGGGGGGCCCGGGCUGGGCGCGGAGCCGGGGCCGCGGCGGGGUCGGGGGCGCAUGGGCCCCUCCUGGCCGCGCACCCCGGGUGGCCUGGGCCGGGUCGCCCCCCAGCCCCCCGCCUGCGCCCUCGUCGCUCGGAGGCGACUUGGCGGCCGCGGGCCGGGCGGGGCCGCCUCGGGGUCCGGGGGGAGCCCCUGUGGGCCGCGGCUGCUCGCCCGGCAGGGGGGCGCGGUCGUCCCGGGCCGGGGGCGGCCCCGGGGGGUGCGCUCCCGCCCGGGCGCGGAGGGGCUGUGGGCCGGAGCCCCGCACCCCCGGAGGGUCGGGGUGCCCGCAGGUGGCGGGUGGGAGGCCGCGCCGACGGUUGUCCCCCCGCCCCCCGGGGCAGGCUUCGUGAGCAGCACGGCGCCCCCACCGCUGGCGCCUCAGGAAGGCCGCGAAAGCGGGCCGCGGGCCCGGGGCGGGGUGGGGCGUGCGGACUCAGGCCGAGGCCUCCCGCGCAGGCCCCCGCGCCCUGAGCUGCGCCGCCCCGCAGGCAUGGCGCACCGCGGCGGGGAGCGGGACUUCCAGACGUCGGCGCGGCGCAUGGGCACGUCGCUGCUGUUCCAGCUGUCGGCGCACGAGCGGGAGCUGGACCUGGUGUUCCUGGACCACAGCUACGCCAAGCCCUGGAGCGCCCACCCGGACGCCAGCAGCGCCCGCCCCACGCGCCUGCUCUUCGUCACUCCCCGGCGGCAGCACGAGAGUGCCAUUGAAUCCGACAUCCCAAUCGAUGUUGAAACGGUCAUGGCAACCCCUGUGCCACUCUAUGACAAUCAGAAGGCACGGAGUGUGAUGAACGAGUGUGAGCGGCACGUCAUCUUCGCCAGGACCGACGCAGACGCCCCCCCUCCGCCCGAGGACUGGGAGGAGCAUGUCAGCCGGACUGGCUGGACCAUGGCCCAGAACAAGCUGUUCAACAAGAUCCUCAAAGCCCUGCAGUCCGACCGCCUCGCCCGCUUGGCCAACGAAGGGGCCUGCAACGAGCCCGUGCUGCGCCGCGUGGCCGUGGACAAGUGUGCGAGGAGGGUGCGGCAGGCCCUGGCGAGUGUGAGCUGGGACACCAAGCUGACCCAGUGGCUGCACACCACUCUGGUGGAGACGUUGAGCCUUCCCAUGCUAGCCGCCUACCUGGAUGCGCUGCAGACGCUGAAAGGGAAGAUCCCCACCCUGAUCGACCGGAUGCUCGUGUCCUCCAACACGAAGACCGGGGCAGCAGGGGCCGAGGCCUUGUCCCUCCUGCUGAAGCGGCCCUGGGACCCCGCAGUGGGAGUGCUGUCUCAUAACAAACCGAGCAAGCUGCCCGGCUCUCCUCUGAUCCUCGUGGCCUCCUCCGGCCCCUCCAGCUCUGCGUUCCCCACCUCACGACGCCACCGCUUCUGGCACUCCCAGCUGGCCUGCCUAGGCAAGGUCAUCCCGGUAGCCACUCACCUGCUGAACUCCGGCAGUGGGGUGGGGGUCCUGCAGUGUCUGGAGCACAUGAUUGGGGCCGUGAGAAGCAAAGUGCUGGAGAUCCACAGCCAUUUCCCACACAAACCCAUUAUCUUGAUUGGCUGGAACACAGGAGCUCUGGUGGCCUGUCACGUGUCGGUGAUGGAGUACGUCACUGCGGUUGUCUGCCUCGGGUUUCCUCUGCUGACCGUGGACGGCCCCAGAGGGGAUGUGGACGACCCCCUCUUGGACAUGAAGGCCCCAGUCCUCCUCGUCGUUGGCCAGAACGCCCUGCAGUGCCACCCCGAGGCCAUGGAGGACUUCCGCGAGAAGAUCCGGGCAGAGAACAGCCUGGUGGUGGUCGGGGGAGCCGAUGACAGUCUCAGAAUAAGCAAAGCAAAGAAGAAAUCAGAAGGGCUGACGCAGAGUAUGGUGGACAGGUGCAUUCAGGAUGAGAUUGUGGACUUCCUGACGGGCGUGCUCAUGCGCGCUGAGGGCCAUGUGGGCUCGGAGCCUCGCGAUCAGGAUGCCGAGAAGAAGAGGAAACCACGCGACACGGCCCGUCGAGACCUGGCCUCGGAAGGCCCCGAGCGGGGCAGCCGUCCUGCCUCCCCUGCCACCAAGCUGCCGGCCUCACCCUCGGGCUCGGAGGACCUCUCGAGUGUGUCCAGCAGCCCCACCUCCAGCCCCAAGACCAAAGGGACCACCACGACCUCUGCCCAGAGGUCCAGCCCGAUGGCGAGCACGCAGCUGCUGAAGAGGCAGGCGCAGCGCACGGAAGCCGCGCUGACCCACAGGCAAGCCCAAGCCCAGUUUGCUGCUUUUCUGAAACAAAACAUGCUGGUGAGGAAAGCUCUCCCUCCCGGCACCUCCUCCUGCCUCUUCGUUCCCAUUUCAUCAGAACAGACGGAGGAAGCAGAGAGAGAGGACCUUCGGCUCCCGCUGAAGCGGCAACCCCCGUCCAGCCCUCUUCCUGGCAGUAAGGCCCCCAAGCGCCCGAAGAUCAAAGUGUCCCUCAUCUCCCAAGGGGACCCAGCUGCAGGGCUGCGCGCUCCUUCCCGAGGAGGUGCUCCGGAAGCUGCGGGAGGGAAGCCCGUCACCGUGACCUUGGGGCAGGCAUCCACCGGAGCCAAGGAGCUUGCAGGGGUUCUUGGCCCGGCCAGGCCCAGUGCUCCCUGUGAAGGCCGCUCAGCCAGCCCAGGCUCCUGUGUGGCCGGUGGCGCCGCUCCCAGCGCCCUGCACACACUCCAGAGCCGCUUGGUGGCCGCCUCCCCGGGCGGUGCCCUCCCAGGGGCCACGUCAGCCAGCAGCCUCCUCCAGGGCCUCAGCUUCAGUUUGCAGGACAUCAGCAGCAAGACCUCUGGCCUCCCAGCCGCUCCCUCCCCGGGGCCGGUGCCACAGGCCAGCAGUGUGAAGCUGCCCGCCCCCACGCCAAGCCUGGGCACCAUCACCACAGGCACUGGCACUGUUGUCCGUGCCAUCCCUGUGGCCACCACGCUCUCCUCCUUGGGCGCCACUUCUGGUGGGAAGCCCACGGCCAUCCACCAGCUGCUGACCAGCGGGGGCCUCGCCAAGCUGGCAAGCAGCCUCCCGGGCCUGGCUCAGGCCUCUAACCAAGCAUCAGGCCUGAAGGUCCCGAGCACCAUCACCCUGACACUGCGGGGCCAGCCAAGCAGAAUGUCCACGCCGAGCCCCCUGGGCACAGGGGCAGCUGCCUUGGAGGAGCCCCCUGCCCAGGCGCUGCCCUCCGGUGUGCAGCUCCCCCGCACCGUGCCCACCCCCCAUCUCGGCAUACCCGCACGGAGGCACCCCCUCAGCUGGUCGAUUUCCACUGGGGCCUCUUCAGGUAUAAUGUCCUCAUUUUAAGUGGCAAUCUGAGGAGCCCCCCAGAGGCUGAAGGUGAGAGGAAACAGCAGUUGAGUCCCGUGUCGGGCUGACCUGUGGGGGUGUCAGCCGAGGCCCUGCCGUGUGGGGGCUGGGGCUGGGCCCUGAGGACCACCGGCAGAUGGCCGCCUCCGAACCGUUCUUGGGUGGAAAAUAACCCGAACUUCCCUGGGACCGCAGCUAGCCCUCCCUUUUUGAGAGGGUGGAGGUGGUUUUAUUCUUUAUUUUGUAGCUUAUUUUUUUCAAUGACAAAAGGGAUUGUACUUAUUUUAAAUAAUCCAAACGUUACAGAAAUAUGUAAUGUAGAAAGUGGAAAUUUCCCCUAAUUUCACUCCUAGAGAUGAGCCCUUGUUAAUAACUUGAUAAACAUUCUUCUGGAUUUUUUUUUUUUCCUAUACAAAGUGCAUUAUUUAUUUUGGACAAAAAUGGGAUCACAGAAUAUGAACUACUUUGUAACUAGCCUUUGCCUACGAAUCCUCUGUGGCACCUUCCUAACCGGUGCAGAGGCCGACCUGUUGCCGAGCAGCCCCUCCCCACAAUUUCACCGUGUCGGGUGCAGUUUCGUUUCAUGUACAUUUUCCUGGUUACUAGCGAGGUUGUGUGUCUUCCUUUAUGAAUUCCUUGUGUUAUUUAAUAUCUGUUUAUUUGAUUUACAGCAGUCAUAGAUUCGGAUGUUAAUCUUUUAUUACACAAGUUAAAUAUAUUUUGUUCCAUCGACCACUAGUCUUUUCUUUCGUU
This is a messenger RNA of Choloepus didactylus (southern two-toed sloth), 4108 nucleotides long. RefSeq names its product KAT8 regulatory NSL complex subunit 3 (gene KANSL3). Gene Ontology annotation, cellular component: NSL complex. Bases 77 to 3352 code for a protein of 1091 amino acids. Gene Ontology annotation, biological process: positive regulation of transcription by RNA polymerase II. NCBI's taxonomy places the organism in Eukaryota, Metazoa, Chordata, Mammalia, Pilosa, Megalonychidae. The record is from RefSeq and is a predicted model, not a curated record. The transcript has 21 exons.